Molecule: messenger RNA, 5548 nt
Organism: Carcharodon carcharias (great white shark)
Lineage: Eukaryota; Metazoa; Chordata; Chondrichthyes; Lamniformes; Lamnidae
Product: exportin-5
Exons: 32
Coding region: 185-3805 (1206 amino acids)
Biological process (GO): protein export from nucleus; RNA export from nucleus
Cellular component (GO): nucleus; RNA nuclear export complex; cytoplasm
Molecular function (GO): nuclear export signal receptor activity; small GTPase binding; RNA binding
Source: RefSeq, a predicted model, not a curated record
CUGCGUCGAAGCGACGGCGCUGCCUGUCCACGCCACCGGUCCUUCAGACAAUAAGCAGUUGCGUCAUCGUGGCUUCGUUAGUUCGCUUUUUGUUAUAAAAAAGAAAAUACUCGCCGGUUAUCGUUGACGUUUCGUUCAGUCGGCGCUCUUCCAAGCCAUUAAGGGACCGUCUGCGGGUGCAGUUAUGUCGGCGGAUCAGAUCACGACGUUGUGCGAGCAGUUGAUGAAGGCGGUAAACGUGAUCAUGGAUGGAGGCUCGAGUUCGCGCUACCGGCUGGAGGCCCUGAAGUUUUGUGAAGAGUUUAAGGAGAAGUGUCCACAUACAGUGCAGUGUGGGCUACGUCUGGCUGAGAAAAACAAUACAGGGAUUGUCCGCCACUUUGGACUUCAGAUACUGGAGCAUUCUAUCAAGUUUCGCUGGAAUGGUAUGGUGCACCGUGAUAAGGUCCAGCUGAAGAAUAGUGUGAUGACUCUUCUAUCGCGUGGUACUCAUAACAUUAUGGUGGAAGAGGCUUACAUUAAAGAUGCACUUUCCCGCAUUGUGGUAGAAAUGAUUAAGCGCGAGUGGCCACAGCAGUGGCCAGAUAUGCUAAAUGAAAUGGAUAAACUAACUGCCAUGGGGGAGACACAAACUGAGCUGGUGAUGUUAAUCCUUCUGCGCCUGGUGGAAGAUGUGGUGACUUUCCAGACCAUACCUGCACAGCGUCGUAAGGACAUCCAGCAUGCACUGACUCAAAACAUGAUGCAGCUCUUCAGUUUUCUCUUGGACAUCUUGCAGGAGCACACUCAGAGCUACAAACAACUGAAAGCAGAUAGCACUCAAGAAAAUAAGGCCAAGGCACACUGUCGUGUUGCAGUAGCAACUCUCAAUACGCUGGCUGGAUAUGUGGACUGGGUUGCGUUGCACCACAUUACAGCUGAUAGCUGCAAACUACUUGAGGUGCUGUGCAUGUUACUAACUGAACCAGAAUUGCAGCUUGAGGCAGCAGAGUGUCUGCUCAUUGCCAUCAGCAGAAAGGGUAAGCUGGAGGAUCGUAAGCCUCUCCUGGUCCUCUUUAGCGAUGCUGCCAUGCACUGCAUUUUGUCAGCGGCACAGACAGCUCAUGGAGCAGGGCUUGUGGAACAGCACUACAUGUUUCUAAAAAGGCUUUGUCAAGUACUUACUGCCCUAGGUGGACAGCUAACUGCACUGUGGGGUAGUGAUAAAGAUGUUGGCCAACCUCCUAAUUUCAACAAAUAUUUACAAGCAUUCUUGGCUUUCACCAAUCACCCUAGUCAGUAUUUAAGAUCUUCAACCCAGAUAGCUUGGUGUUCAUUUUUAAGACAUGAGCAUGUCUCUAAGGACUCGGUUUUGCUGGAGGUCAUUCCACAAUUGUUGCAUGCAACAAUGGCUAAUCUUCUGAAGGUUGGAUUUCCUUCCAAGAGUGACAGCCCAAGUUGUGAAUAUUCUCGUGUGGACUUUGACAAUGAUGAAGACUUCAAUGCAUUUUUCAAUUCAUUCAGGGCUCAGCAAGGAGAGACCAUUAGACUCUCUUGUCGUCUGUCACCGAUGACUGGAUUCGGCAUGGCUUCUGAGGCACUGCAGUAUCAGCUUACGGCAGUCAUUGAUGUUGGCCCAACUAUGUCUAAGACUGGCAAAGGUUUGUGCUCCAUCUUUUCACCAUCUUUUGUGCAGUGGGAUGCAUUAACCUUCUUUAUGGAGAGUGUGAUGAGCCAGCUAUUCAGAACAAUGGAACCUGAGCAACUUCCAGUGGCAGAUGGGAUUGAGCUGCUCAAAGCUGUCUUAAGCUAUCAAACACAUGAUCCGCUCAUUCUGUCAUGCAUCCUAACAGCUGUAUCCACACUUUCUCCCUUCCUGCUCCACGAUGCCACUGUCUUACCUCAAGUCCUCGAAAAGCUCUUUGCAUCUGCUACUUUUGAAGUGGUUGAGGAGAGCCAGGGGUUGCAGGCUCCGAGAACUAGAGCAGUGAAAAAUGUUCGUAGACAUGCUUGUUCGUCCAUUCUCAAGAUGUGCAGAGAUCACCCAGAACUGAUCAUGCCGGUGUUUGAAAUGUUCUACGCCCAUGUCAAGCGCCUGCAGCAAGACGAAAGACAACUUACACAGUUGGAGAAGUGUGCUUUAAUGGAAUCUCUUGUUCUCCUGAGCAAUCAGUUCAAGGAUUAUGAACGACAGAAAGCCUUCCUGGAGGAGCUCAUGGCCCCUGUUACUAACCUUUGGUUGUCUGAGGAGAUGCAAAGAGUGCUUUCAGAUCCAGCGAUGUUUCUUUCGUACAUUGGUGCAGAUGUCACUCCAGAUGAUCCCAUUAGAGAAGACCCAGCAGGCAUCAAUAGAUCUCGGAUCAGCUUGUGUGUUUACACCAUACUUGGAGUUGUGAAGCGGGCUCGCUGGCCUACUGACCUGGAGGAGGCAAAGGCCGGAGGGUUCGUGGUUGGAUUCACACCCAGCGGGUCUCCGAUCUACCGCAACGCCUGCACUGAGCAUGUCAUCAAACUUCUUGACAACCUGCUCGCCCUGAUAAGGACACAUAAUAACCUUUGGCUGCCAGAGAUGUUGGCCCAGCUCAGCCCGCACUUCACAAAAGCCCAUGACAUGCUGGAAGUGGAAAAAAAUGCUAUUCUCGGUAUUCCACAGCCUCUGCUUGAUCAUGCUGAUGCUCCAGUGUACAAAUCUGUGUUGGAACGAAUGCAAGGGUUCUUCUGUACCUUGUAUGACAAUUGUUUCCACAUCCUCGGGAAUGCUGGACCGAGUAUGCUUCAAGAUUUUUUUGACAUAACCAAUUUUGCAGAAUCUGUAAUAAACUCGGCCUUUGUGAAUCUGGAGAAUAUUCCUGACUACAGGCUCCGUCCAGUGCUACGUGUAUUUGUGAAGCCUUUGGUCCAGUCCUGCCCGCCUGAACAUUAUGAGUCUGUGCUGUGCCCAAUUCUUGGACCCCUGUUCUCCUACCUACUGCAGAGACUAAGUGCCAAGUGGGUUGUCAUCAACCAGAGAGGCCUGUUGGAGGCUGAAAGUGGUGCUCCUGAGGAGAAUCCCGAGUCCCAAGAAAUGCUGGAUGAGCAACUGACUCGUCUUCUCACCCGUGAAUCCAUUGAUCUGAUGACUGUGUGCUGUUGUGUUAAGAAGGGCCCUGAGUCUAUAUCAGGUGAUAUGGAUGAUGAUGAAAUGAUGAACACAAAUGAUGGUCCACAUGUUGGAUCUGAAGAACUCACUGACCUUGGAAAGUGUCUGCUCAAGUCUGAAGAUAUCUGUAAGGCACUGUUAGCAACUGCUUACAGUGCAAUCACUUGGAGUGACACCAUAACAUGCCAGCGAGCGACACUCCAGCUCUGCUGGCCAUUGAUCAAACAGGUAUUGUCUGCAACCCUGCAUUCUGAUGCAGCUAGUUGGUUCUUCAUGAGUGUGCUUAGAGGGCUGCAGAUGCACGGACAACACGAAGGCUGCCUUGCAGCAUUGGUCCACCUUGCUUUCAUGAUCUAUGAGGCACUGAGACCACGAUAUCCUGAUUUAAAAACGGUGAUGCAACAGGUUCCUCAAAUUUCUGGAGAUGCUUUGGAUCAAUUUGAUACAAAACUUCUGAACCCAUCAUCUCAUAAAAUGGGUGACAAAAGGAGAAAGGACCUCUUCAAGAAACUCUUGUCUGGUUGCAUUGGGAAGCCACUUGGGCAGAAGUUCAAAAAAGAGGUGCAUAUCAAAAACUUGCCCUCCCUUUUUAAGAAACCGAAACCACAGCCCACCACACCAAUAGAAGAAACGACUGAAGACAAUGUCCUAACUCCUCUCUUUGACCCAAGGGCUCAGGACAUGUGAAGAGUGGCAGGCUCUGUUUAGCUUCCACUCAUGCUUAAUGGAAUAAAAUGGACCUUUUAUGUUGAUUUUAACUUGUAGUGUGUCUUUAGUUGUAAGGUGUUCAUCAACAUUAGCAUAGUGGAAAUUAGCAUCAAAUAGCUACUUUAAAAUGACUGCUCACCUUAAAAAAAUACUUUCAUGAAGCCAAGAUAGUAACUAUAACAAUUUGGUAGCCAGAUAUUUCUAAAUAUCUAGUUGACUGCUGAUGGUGAAAGUUAUAUCCCCAUAAAAUUAUUUCUGCCACAAAUUCUUUUAGCCAAUUUGCAUAACUUUGUAAUGCAUUCUAUGGUGGAAAGAAGUGUAAACUGAUUGUGGUAAAUCGUUAUGAAAUGCCUUAACCUUUUCCAAAAUUGAAUUCAUAAAUUGAGUUUGCAGCAAUCUGUUUUUCGAAGUGUUGUAUACUGACAGUUUGUGUCUGUGCUCUCCGUAUUAAAAGAAACCAGAAGAAUCCUUUUGAUGUUUUGUUAAAAUAUUUUGUAUGCCAUUGUUUAAUAUUAAAUUUGAUUGUCCAGUUUUGUGUAUGAAUGUUUAUCUUCUAAUGCACGUUAAGACAACCAGACCUUCAUAACUGCAGAAGUUUGAUUUUUUUUAAUCUACAUUAGUCUUCUGAGUCUAGACAGGUAAAAUUUCAGAAGCAGAAAAUAAUGGGAACUAGAAACUUCAUUUUAAAAUUUGUUACCAAGCUUUUCUGCAUUUAGCAUUAUCACCUCACUUUACAUUUUCUGUGUGUUUUAAGUGUAGAUUUUGAAAAUGAACUGGAAUUAACAUUAAAGUGAUGGCUGUUUUUGUUUCAAGAAUUCUUGUGGAAGAGUCUUUUAUAGUAGUUGUAAAGUGGACUAAAUAGCUACAGUUAAGUGCAUUUCUUCCAUUUUUAUUUUUCCUGCUGCUUAUACUGAGUCUUUUCCCAUUUAUUUUGAACAGCUCAGUUGUCUUUGUAUCUUUUGUAGCUGUUAAUGGGUGAAUGGCAUGAUUACAAUAUUUUAGAGUUGUGUGAAAUUCACAGUAAUGUUCGUUGUUUUGAGAAUACAUAGUCUGACCACACUUUGUUUGUAAUUAAUAUAAACUCGUCUGAAACAUUCAGUUAAUCAACUUAGCAUUCUCUCCAUUUAUGUAAUAUGUGAUAAAGUGAAAAACCUGUUCCUUUUGAUGAAAGUACAGAUUAUAUUGCUAAGAGUUUACUUCACUCUGUACUGGUAUAGAAUUCCUUGUCUGAUAUAAAACAGAUUACUGUUAACCCCAAUGAAGAUUCUGUUAAAAAUGUUUUAUAUAAAUGUGCCAGCAUUUAGCACCUUUUUAGUACAAAGCUGGUUAACCAAAUUUUAAACAGAACUGCCAACUCUUCGGUGACAGUACACUAGAUAUAACUUCUAAAAUGAAUCCUGUAUAUGUCUACAGAAUGGCAUGUUGAGUUGAUCGCUUUUCAUUUAUACUUCACUGCUAGUUAUGUUGCAUGUUACCUUAAUCGUAUUUACUUUUGAUCUAGUAAAACUGAGAUUAGUGGCAGAAUUAUGCUCAUUUGACCCAUAGAGUUGAGCAUUAUGAAAGGAAAUGCUACUUUAUUUCUAUUUUUUUUUAAUUUAAAGUCCAUCUUUCCUCAGAUUUUGUUCUGAAACUUAAUACAGGAAUGAUAUGAAUUAGAAGAAAAUACUGUCAUUUGCUUUGAUUUUUAUUUCGCCAAUAAAGACAGAAUUCUACACAAUGAAA